Teleopsis dalmanni is the source of this 401-nucleotide messenger RNA. Its product is annotated as tyrosine-protein kinase receptor torso-like. Gene Ontology annotation, biological process: cell surface receptor protein tyrosine kinase signaling pathway; protein phosphorylation; multicellular organism development. Gene Ontology annotation, cellular component: signaling receptor complex. Gene Ontology annotation, molecular function: transmembrane receptor protein tyrosine kinase activity. The coding region runs from base 112 to 342 and encodes 76 amino acids. The record is from RefSeq and is a predicted model, not a curated record. Lineage: Eukaryota; Metazoa; Arthropoda; Insecta; Diptera; Diopsidae. The transcript has 3 exons.
AACAGUUGGUCGUAUGGCAUAUUACUCUAUGAAAUUGUGACAUUGGGUGGCUCACCGUAUCCUGCAAUACCAACAAAUCGCUUGGUACAAUAUCUGAAAAGUGGACACCGCAUGGACAAGCCUAUUCACUGCGAGCAACAACUAUAUGAUCUUAUGCUGACCUGUUGGAAUGCAAAUCCUGCUGAUAGACCCACUUUUACGGAAAUACUUCAAAAACUGGAUAAGUUUCUGGUUAAGGAACUAACUGAUAAGACCGAAUAUACUACAAAUGUAACAACAUUGAAUUUAAUAGAUAAGGUAAAGCCAUGUUUGGACGAUUCCUAUUUAAAACCUUUGGUGUGAAUUAAUCAGGAAACUGUUACUUAAUAAUAACAUUGAAGACUGAAAAACAUUUUGUUAUU